Messenger RNA from Ctenopharyngodon idella (grass carp), 3338 nucleotides. RefSeq names its product SR-related CTD-associated factor 4b (gene scaf4b). Gene Ontology annotation, molecular function: RNA binding; RNA polymerase II C-terminal domain phosphoserine binding. Gene Ontology annotation, biological process: negative regulation of termination of RNA polymerase II transcription, poly(A)-coupled. Lineage: Eukaryota; Metazoa; Chordata; Actinopteri; Cypriniformes; Xenocyprididae. The transcript is spliced from 19 exons. Gene Ontology annotation, cellular component: nucleus. Bases 156 to 2666 code for a protein of 836 amino acids. The record is from RefSeq and is a predicted model, not a curated record.
CUCCCCGCGCGCUGAACGUGUCUCAACGUUCGCGGAAGGUUGUGUUGAGUUUCUGAGCUUCAAUCUCAUGCGGCCUUGUCGCGAUAAUCCAGUUUACACAUGUUUAUUCGGAUCGAGGAUAAUAUAUCCAAAAACAUAUUGAGUUAAUAACGCCCAUGGACAUGGAUGCGGUGAACGCCUUUAACGGGGAGAUGAUGUCCAUGAUGGACAUGACUCCCCCGAUCUCAAGAGCCAAAAUGAUGUCUGUAACCAAAGCAGGAAUCAAAGCGAUCAAGCUUUACAAGCACGUUGUUCAAAUCGUGGAGAAGUUCAUCAAGCGGUGUAAACCAGAUCUAAAGGUUGCUGGUCUCUAUGUGGUCGACUCAAUCAUCCGACAGUCCCGCCAUCAGUUCGGCUCAGACAAAGAUCUGUUUGGUCCGAGGUUUUUGAAAAACUUCACUGUAACGUUUCAGAACCUUUUCCAGUGCCCGGCCGAUGACAAGGGGAAGAUAUUGCGUGUGUUGAAUCUGUGGCAGAAGAAUGACGUGUUUGGCAUGGACGUCAUUCAGCCGCUGUUAGACAUGGCCACGGCUCCAGUGCUGCCUGUUUUAGAGAAUGGAACCACAGUUGCCGCUCCUUCAGCCAUGCCAAUGCCAGUGGCAGUGCCAGAGUCAGUGCCAGCACCAGUGCUAGUACCAGCUGUUGCCACGGCAACACCCGCGCCCACCGUUCAGGCCCCAGUGGCCCUCGCUGCAGUCGCUCAGCUCCUCCAGGGCACAGGGGGCGUAGAGUUACAGCAGCUGCUCCAAACUCUUCAGCAGGCCGGAGGGGCGGGGCUUCCUCAGUCUACUGCCCCGCCCACUGAGCAGAAAACAUCAUUAGCUAAGUCUCUGCUGGAUCGUUUUGAUUAUGAUGAUGAACCCGAACCUGUGGAGGAAAAGACCGAACCAGCCCCCGCUGCUCCUAUUACCAUAAACCUCCCUCCAGAAUUACAACAAGCCCUGCAAGCACAUCUUCUAAGUCAAAUCGUUAACCAGACACAGAUGCAGGGUCAGAUGGCGUCCCAGGGUCAAGUGCCGUCCCAGGUUCAAGUGCCAUCCCAGGGUCAGGUGGCACCCCAGGAGUUCCCAUCGAUGGUUCAGACCCAGAUACCAGAUAAUCCUCCUCAAAACUUUGAGGAGAGCAUCAUACAGCCUAGCACAACCCAGCAGCCACAGGAUACAGCUGAGACAGAACGUUCAGUGCAUGAUGGGAGAGAUCGAAGACACAGCAGACGAACAAGAUCAAGGUCCCCACGGAGACGAUCGUCAUCACACUCACGCAGAUCGCGGUCUGGUUCACGUUCCCGGCGCGAACGCUCGAGGCAUCAUCGCUCCCGAUCCAGAGAGCGUCGAGGACGCUCACCGCAGCCACGCUCAGAGGAAAAGAGAGACAGGGAGAAAGAGCGAGAGCGGCGACAGAAAGGACUUCCGCCCGUCAAGAAAGAAACUCUCAGCGUGUGUAGUACUACAUUAUGGAUCGGACAGCUGGACAAAAAGACUCAACAGCAGGACAUCAUGAGUCUGAUGGAGGAGUUCGGACAGAUCGAGUCCAUCAAUAUGAUUCCUCCCAGAGGUUGUGCCUACAUCGUCAUGGUGCACCGACAGGAUGCCUACACAGCCCUGAACAAACUCAGCAGAGGGGCUGUUAAAGUCAACCAGAAAACCAUUAAGAUCGCAUGGGCAUUGAAUAAGGGCAUAAAGACGGACUUGAAGAAGUACUGGGACGUGGAGCGGGGCGUCACUUAUGUCCCCUGGGAAAAAGUGAAACCCGAUGAUAUUCUGAGUCUUCAAGAAGGAGGCAUGCUUGACUCUGAAACGCUCAAAUCAGAGUGGAGAAGUGCUGUGGCUAAGCUGGCUGUGCCAGUAACAGAAGGACCUGAAGGAAAACAGGAAGAUGGAGCUGCACUACCAUCGGUAUCACAGAGCCCCUCAGUUCAGCCUGUUUCCACAAUGAAUGUCAUCCCAGGACCCCUUCCUAACAUGAGUUUACCACCUCCAGCCAUGAUCACAGGAGCCUCCCCUCCGCCUUUCCCUCAUCUGGGAUUCAACCCACCACAGAUGCCUGCAGGAUUCCCUCCUGUCAUCCCAGUGGCCUCUAUGAACCCUGCAGGUCCUCCUCCAUCCAUCACAGAAAGCCCAACCAAAGAACCUUCAGAAGACACUCCUGAGCUUCCCAAGAGUCACAUGGACCCGACAGGAGCUCAAGCGCUCAGUCCGCCACAUCUCACGGGGAUUCUGGGGCCCAGGCCGGGACCCCUACCACCACACCCCCCUGUGGGGCUCCGCCCACCAUUCAUGCCUCCUUUCCCCAGUAAUGGGCCUCAUCCCAUUCAUCCCCCUCCAAAUAUGCCCCAUCAAAUGAUGCCCCCCAGGGGCCCCAACCCAAUGUAUGGUGAACCUCCUGCGGGCCGAUUUCGGAUGCCCAUGAUGGGCCCUCCAAGACACAAUGGCCCUCCAAGACACGAUGGCCCUCCAAGACACGAUUUCACCCCUCACAGGCCCCCCAUGGGUCAUAGGGGAGAGGAACCGCACUGGCGGGAUCAAGCACCCGAAAGGGGCCCGGACAGAUUUGGAAAUGAGCCACCGUUUCAUCGGGGUGGGUGGGGCAGGGGCGGCCCUCGUGGACGAAGUCGCUUUGGGAACUGAGUUGAGUGUUUUUAUUGGCCAAUAGCUUCAGCUCCGACUGGACUGUGGAAAACAGGACUCUGCGUCCUGUUGACUGGGGAACGGGAAUACGGAGAACACAUGAAAUUAACGGACACAGUUUCUAAAGUUCACGUCUCCGAAUACCAGUGAUGGUGCUCACCUUUCUACAUGUUGUAAUAUUCGUUUUGAAUAGGCGAGACAGAACCAUGGAUCACAUAUUAUGAAAUUCCCGUUUGCACUUUCUCGCUCCAUGUAAAAUAGAAGAGGUCUGUAAUAUUUCAGAAGUUACACUCACUACCAUAAACUAACAUUAGAGGUCUAGUGUAAAAUGUUUAAUGUAAAUAGUCCAGUUUGCACACUUUACGAUUGUUGUACCAUGAAGAAACCAUCUCUGGAAUAUGUUCAGCUCAACUUCCGUUGUGUAUAUUUGGAGGAAAUAUUUAGUUUAAUGCUUCUGUAGCCUUUCAGCGAGGAAGAAUAGUGUAACCACUGUGUUGUGUAAUCAUUAGAGCUGUAGGUUGCACUCGUCAACGGUAGAGCAUCAUCUUUGGCGGUUUAAUUUUACGAAGCUAUUUUUUUACCAAUCAUUCUUGGUUUCUUUUUCUGUCUUAAAGGUUUAUAUUAACAUGCUAAAACGAACACGAGUAAAUGUUGUGUGGCUACAUAAACUGA